This is a messenger RNA of Naegleria fowleri, 2316 nucleotides long. RefSeq lists its product as uncharacterized. The record is from RefSeq and is a predicted model, not a curated record. NCBI's taxonomy places the organism in Eukaryota, Heterolobosea, Eutetramitea, Acrasida, Naegleriidae. The transcript has a single exon. Bases 1 to 2316 code for a protein of 771 amino acids. Gene Ontology annotation, molecular function: protein binding.
AUGUUGCAAAAACUGUGGGGCUUACCGCAAGAAAAUAAUCGUGGUGGUGAUGAUGGUGGACCUCCUUCUCAUCAUGAUGAAUUAUAUUCUUCUUCAUCUCCGCCUCACAUCCUUCCGCCAGCACAACAACAUUCUCCUUCAUUCCAUCUUCCCCAUAUUAAAGUUCUUAGCCUUCCCGAAGAGCUUCAAAUUUACAUCAUUCAAUUUUGUACUCCUUUGGAACGUUUUAAAGUCAUUUGCAGAAUAUCUAGACAUUUCUAUCACCUAAUUUUCUCCCACAGAGGAUGGAGCUGCAUUGUAAACACCUCUUCGCAACAUCAUUCAUCAUCCAUUGGUUUUGCACCUCACAUCAAGCAUGUUUCUAGUUGCAUCUUUGAUUGUGCAUGGUUCUUGAAGAAGAAAAAACUUCGAACUCUUGCCGUUGGAGGAAUUGAUAUUUCUAAUAAUACAAGUGGAGUAACAGCAUCCACUUCAUUGGGAAGAAAGAGAAAAGCAAUUCUACAGGCUCGUCUGCCUUCGAAUAAUAUUUCCUCCGUGGAUUCAACCACACAUGAAGAUGUAACCAUUGAAAACUUAUUUAGCAAGUGUAAUUUUGAACAUAUUGAAGUGAAUUGCUCGCCCAUGACCAGUACACGUCUCUUAUUAAGAUAUGCAAGAACAUACUGUAACUUUUUAAAAACAUUGAUCUUUGGCUACAGCUAUCAGUUGGACAUUCGUGACCUCAUUGAGCAGAUUUUGAUUCCCUUCUCCUCACAACUAGAAACUCUCAAAUUUAAUUUUCAAUACGACUCUAUUAUUGUGUAUGAUGGUGCAAACCUUUCUCCCACAACAAUCACUGAUAUACAUGUGCAGCCUCCUCAAUUACUCUUUUCCCCAAAAGGUGUUCCUUUUUUUGCUCCUGUGGUCACAAACAACACAUCCGACGUCAGUAUUACUGGAAAUAGUAACCAACAUGUUGGUUGUGUUGGUGGCUCGUCAUCUGCAACGACCUUCCGCCCUCCAUCCAUGUCAAUGACUGGAAUUCACAUUUUCAAGCCAGAAUUUGAACUAGUUAAGCUCAAAAUCCUUGAUCUCUACAUUGGUAACACAGCUCCAAUUGCUAAACAGUUUUUCCUAAAGAUAUGCCAAUCAGCACCCAAUCUUAGAGUUUGCAAGCUAAGAGGCGAUAUCCAGAAAGAAAUGCUUCUCUCCCUCUCCAAGUACUGCAAAUACUUGGAAGUUUUAAUACUCUAUGACACUGGAAAGCAACGCCUUACCGAUGACUCGAUCAGUGAAAUGUUAAAACUUGGAGGAGCCUUCAACAGUAGUCUGCGAGUGCUUUCCAUGCUUUGCCCCUCGCUCACACUUCGCUCUGUGGCGUUAAUUACCAAGUUCUGCAAAAAUUUGCAGUAUUUUGCAAUUAGAAGUGUCACUAUUAGCAACCGUGCCAAUUCGGAUUUCAUCACUUUCCACAAUUUAGAUCAACUUAAAGUAUUGAAGAUUAAGGACGAAAUUACAAUACCUGGACUAGUCACCGAACGGCUUGUGAGGUGCUUGCCAUCAGACAUUGAGCACGUAAAAUUGCCAUCUCCCAAAGAAGAAGAACAUUCUCCCUUCUCGUUAUCCAGUAGCGACAUUUCCUUCAAAAAAUUGAAAGCUCUUCAUUUAGCCAGAAUUUCUUCAGAAACAGUGCCGAGAUUCUUCCUUGAAGGAUGUGCAGAAAAUCUACGAGAAUUGAAGCUUUCGGUGGUGGAUGAUGUUCAUUGUAACAUUAUUGAAUUGAUGAAACAUUUUGUUCCACAACUUGGAAACUUGACCUCGCUCACUUUAGAUCUUGGUGAAUUUGAUGCGACUCUAUUCACUGUUCUUUCUCAUCUUGGAAAUUUAAAAAGACUUACUAUCAAGACUAGAGGAAAUAUCGACAAGUAUGAUGCUGAAUUGGGAUGGAAGUUGAAAAGAUUUCCUCAUCUCACGGAUAUGGUUGUGCACAGUAGUGUAGUGUCACAAUUCUUUACCGAUAAUUAUAUCAUAAGUCUUAAUAAUCUCAUAAUGAUGUGGUUAGCAUGUCCUGUGCAAUGUAAAUUGCACAUUGAUCAUGAAGAGUUAUCUGAGGAAGAUCUUCUUAAUAUUUCAGCAGAGAAUGUGACAUAUUGUUGUGACCAAUAUAUUAAUGACCAUUUGGAAAAUUUGAGUUUGGACGAAAAGAAUGCAAUGAAAAAGGAAAUUAUGCUUCGUCUUGCGAAUGAUAUUCAUCAUGAUUACAAGCUUGUCGGUCCAAAACCAAACAUUCUUUUGCAAAAGCAUUUUAUGGGAGCAUGUAGCAGCGUGAUUUAUUGA